CAAAACCCUCCCCUUUGCGUCUUCUCCGAACGCAGGAAGCCAGAAGACUCCUCGCUAUGCAUUCCAUCCUCAGCCCUCUCCUCCGCCGCCGCGCCGGUCGGCUCCACAGCCGCGAGAGCUUCCGCACACUGGUGGACCUAGCGGCCAUCAAAUGGGUCCGAGACCGAGGCCUCGACCACGCCGUCGAGAAGGAGAGGAACCUCUCGCCGCUGCUCAACCUCAAGAACCUCGUCAAGUCCGAGCCUUCCAAGUCCCUCCCGCUCUCUAUCAUCGCCACCAACAGCCAGGCCCUUGGUCUCCCCAUCCGCCCCAUCGAUUUCGUCCGGAAAUACCAGUCCGUCUUCGAAGAAUUCCUCCCUGGUGGGAUCGGAAUCCACCCGCACGUCAAACUCACUCCCGAAACCCUAGGGCUAGAUGCCGAGGAGCAGUUGAUUUACCAGAGUGAAAUUCACAAGCAAGAUUCGGCCGACCGGCUCCUCAAGCUGUUGAUGUUGACUGGAAUUCGCAAAAUCCCGUUGCCCCUAAUCCAUCGCUUGCAACGGGAUCUAGGUUUACCCCAAGAUUACGCCAAAACAAUUGUCCCUGAAGCUCCGGACUAUUUUCGGAUCACUGGUGGCUCUGAUCCCUCAUUGGAAUUGGUGUGUUGGAGCAGUGAACUGGCUGUUUCAGCGAUGGAGAAGAAGGCAACUGAAGGUAAGCUUAUUGAAUUCCAUUUACAGUAUUCGAGAGGUUUUGAGAUGGAUAAGAAGUUCAAGAAGUGGGUUGAUCAGUGGCAGAAAUUGCCUUACAUUUCUCCAUAUGAAAAUGCAUUGCAUCUUCCAGCCAAGAGUGACGAGGCUGACAAAUGGGCAGUCGCGGUACUCCACGAGUUUCUGCAUCUUCUUGUUUCGAAGAAGACUGAGAGAGAGAAUGUACUGUGCUUUGGAGAGUGCUUGGGACUGAGGUCAAGGUUUAAGAGGGCGUUGCUUCAGCAUCCUGGGAUAUUUUAUCUUUCAAGUAAGAUCGGGACGCAUACUGUAGUUUUGAGGGAUGGUUACAAGAGGGAUUUGUUGAUUGAGAAGCACCCGCUGAUGGAUAUGAGGUAUGAGUAUAUCCAUCUGAUGAACACAGUGAAAAAAGAUAAGAAACAACAGAAUGUGCAAGGUGGGAGUGCACAAGGUAAGCCGAGUGAAGAUCAGGUUGAUAAAAGUGAAGAUGAACAGGACGAGGAGUUGUAUGGCUUGUCAGGUUCUGAUGUUGAGCAUGCAAGUGAUGAUGAGGAAGAGGACGAAUAUGAGAGUAGGUCAGUUCGUUCCAGGAAUGCCGAAGGUAACAGAGCAAGAAUUAGAAGGAAUUCAAAAUAUGUGGCUGAGAGGUCUUUGAGAACUUCACUUGCAACCAAUUUAGAUAGAAGAUACCCGAGCAGCAGAACUAGGAGAACAGACCCCGUUGAAGUUUCUAGAAGAACAGUGAUGCGAUCAGAGACACCAAAGUUUUCAAGAACCAGAGGAAGGUCAAAAACUUCUACCUAGAAAUGAUGAUGAUUAUUUUGUGGAGCACAUGAGAGAGAGGGGGUGCAAGAAAUUAUGGGAUAAGCGGGUGUGAUUAAUGUGGUUCCAGCAUAAAUGCAUAAUGUCUAUGCAAAGAAGAUUUCUUAAGAUGACAACAUUGUGCAAACGUAGAAAGAUUUAAAAAAAAAAAAUCAUAUCAAUCUCAAUGCAUAAAUAUAUCAUCUAAAAGGAUGGUUGACGGCUGCCUUGUUGUCCUGGCGGCUCUCUGGUCAGGGAGAGGCAUUCUCCUGCCUGCUGUAUGUGCAAAAAGAGUGACAAACUCAUUUUUGUGCAAUCAUGGCUGGAAAAGAAUAAAGACAAUAAAGACACGAAAAAUAGUGGAUGAAAAUGGUUCCUUUUAAGCAAGAAAUAGAAUUUUCAACUCCUUUAAGAAUUGCUCAUGGAGUACGUGGACACCAGACUUCCACUACCACCAGCAGAGGUGAGGUUUAGUAUCUUGCUGAAUUAUCAGAAAUCAGCAUUUUCUUGCUGCAAGUUCUCAAUGUCGUAAACCAUUAUAAAUGAAUCUGUUAUUGAGUAGAAUUGUGGCAUCCUGCCCAAGUAUUGAUGUUAGUAUUUACUAUUUGUACCAAGUGUUUGAUAAGCAAGAUUUGGUUGGAUGUCUGAUGCAUCCUAUUCAAUGAUUUAAUCAAACUUUAAUCUGGGCACUACUAAUACUGUUCUUAAACCUCCCAAAGAGGGAAAAAAAAAUAAAAAACUGAGACUUUUAUUCCGCUGAAAGGUUGAUUACAUAAAUUCUAGCUCGUUAAUUAUUUUUAUCUAUUGUUUUAUCUUUUGUAAUGCCCUUACAAUUCUUGUUUGAUUCAAUGCAUGUAGCAAUCGAUUAUGUGACACAACCCUUCUUUACCCUUUAUAAGUAUACUAAAGUGCCUCUUUACUUGGAAAAAAAUUUGGGUAUUUGAACCAGUCACCUCAAUUUCUGUUGCAGUGUCUUCGCAGGGCUCUGCAUAGUCAUUCUCAUUUCACAUAUUAAGCAAAAUGGAUAACUUAUUUUAAUGGGAUCAUAGAAAACAUUUACUAUCAAGAUACAGCCGAUUACUAGACUGGUUCAGACUCUUAAAAUAGUAGCCUCGACCAUCUUAUUUUACUCUAGUUUGACCCAUGUUCGUUGUAGCUGCAGAUUAUAGAGUGCACAAUUUGUUUGCAAUGUGUUACUGCAUUUUAACCACUCUUGUUC
This is a messenger RNA of Diospyros lotus (date-plum), 2727 nucleotides long. Its product is annotated as protein WHAT'S THIS FACTOR 9, mitochondrial. NCBI's taxonomy places the organism in Eukaryota, Viridiplantae, Streptophyta, Magnoliopsida, Ericales, Ebenaceae. The record is from RefSeq and is a predicted model, not a curated record. Gene Ontology annotation, molecular function: RNA binding. Bases 57 to 1511 code for a protein of 484 amino acids. The transcript is spliced from 2 exons.